CUGUUUUCGGGAAAAAUCAGGAUAAAGAAGUGUGUUGGGCUAAUGUGAACGUAAGGAGGUGUGUUUGGGGGAGCGGCAUGUUUAGGGGUUCAGAAGUCAGUCUGUGUGUGGGAAAAAAAGCAGGAUGCCAGUAGGAGGGGGUGUCAGCGAGAGUCUGUAAACGCUGGGAGUGUGUGUGCGUGUCAGCCUGGUGGCGUGAGUGCGGCUGACGGGUGCUUGUUUUUGUUUUGAAAGCGCAGUGAGAUUGUGGCGGGCUUUUCUGAAUGAGCCUUCCUCUCCCUCCGCUCUCCUCCCCACCCCUUCGCUCCCCGUCCGUCCCCAGCUGGCUCCGCUCGGCUCCGCUCCCGACGUACCCUGCCCUGGCCCCUGCGGGGCAGGAGUCAGGUUCGUCUAGCUCUUCAGCUUGGUGCUGGGGGCCCCCAGGGGCGCUGGGGGGAGGGGACUCGCUCCCCCGCUAGGCUGGGCUGGGCUGGACUGGGUUGGGCCGUACGGCACCGCACCGCACGGCACAGCCCCGGCACUGGAUUGCGCCCGGCCGUGCGCCAGCCCAGCUCCGGCGAGCGUCGGCUCAGGCUCCGGUCGGCCUCGGGCUCCUGGCCCCGGCGCGGCGCCAUAGCUCUCACUGCACCAACGCCGCCGCCGCCGCCUGGCCUGUGAGUGUGGCGGAGAGAUUACACACGAAAUGACUCGAGGCAAAGCUGUUGAAGAAGACUGGCUUUCUCGGGAUGUUGGUCGAGCUGAAAAGCACCUGAAGUAUGUUUUUGAACUUGAGCCUUCAGAAUGCCUACGAUCUGAAAAGUCGAGUUCGGAGAAUGAAUGAAGGUUUGGAAGAACUUACUAUGGGCUUGGUGUCUGGUAGCCCACGAGAAUAGAGAAGCUUUGGGGUUUGACCCCACUCACUUAGAAGACAAACUUUCUCAAUUUACUUCGCUUUCACUGAUCGAUUCUGUUCUCUUUAGCCAGUUCCUCAGGACAGAGUAAAUAUGUAGAUGAAUCCAAUUAUAUGAGGAUUUUUCCUUUCUCUGCAAUCCAGACUCUUUUUCUAAAAGUGGUGAUGAUAUUGCAUCACCAUCGCAGCUGAUUACCACUUUACAGAGGAAUGCUGAAAUGUCACAAAUCCACUUGUAACUUCUCCCACCAUUGUUUGAGAUAACCAGUUCAGGAUGUCCAUCCUGGAAAGGCUGGAGCAGAUGGAAAGGAGGAUGGCGGAGAUGACGGGAUCCCAGCAGCACAAACAGGGCGUUGGAGGCGGAAGCAGCGGAGGCGGCAAUGGGAGCGGGAAUGGAGGAAGCCAGGCACAAUGUGCCUCUGGGACUGGGACCAUGGGGAGCUGCUUUGAGAGCCGAGUAGUGGUGGUGUGUGAAAAGAUGAUGAGUCGCGCCUGCUGGGCAAAAUCCAAGCACCUCAUCCAUUCGAAGACUUUCCGAGGAAUGACCCUCUUGCACCUGGCUGCAGCCCAGGGCUAUGCCACUCUGAUCCAGACCCUCAUCAAAUGGCGAACUAAGCAUGCUGAUAGUAUCGAUUUGGAACUGGAGGUUGACCCUUUGAAUGUGGAUCAUUUCUCAUGCACUCCUCUGAUGUGGGCGUGUGCCCUGGGACACUUGGAUGCUGCUGUUGUGCUAUACAAAUGGGACCGCCGAGCUAUUUCUAUUCCUGACUCACUGGGAAGGCUGCCUCUGUCAAUUGCCCGGUCCCGGGGUCACGUGAAAUUGGCAGAAUGUCUGGAGCAGCUGCAGAGAGAUGAGCAGGUUCAGCUCGGACAGAACCCCAGAAUCCAUUGCCCUCCGAGUGGAGAAUCCAAUACAGACAGCUGGAUAGCCCAAUGGCAUGGUGAAACCAUCACCUCUUCAGAAUCACAAAAGGGAAUCACUGUCAUUGCAAGUACAAAUCCAGAGCUAAGAAGACCUAGGUCUGAGCCCUCUAAUUACUAUAGCAGUGAGAGCCACAAAGAUUAUCCUGCUCCCAAAAAGCAUAAAUUGAACCCUGAGUACUUCCAGCCGAGACAGGAGAAACUGCUCUCCACUGCACUGAGUCUAGAACAACCAAGUAUCAGAAAGCAGAGCCCCAGUUCCAAGCAAUGUGUCUCUGAGACAAUCAGUCCCACUGAAGGAAUGAGGGAUUAUAGCCGGGAAGUCUCCCCUCACACUGCAGAGGCUGCAGGAUUCCGAAGCUCUGGAGCUCAGCCUGGAGUCAAGUGGAACUCCAAAGACCUUUACAUUGGUGUGUCUGCAGUGCAGGUAACAGGAAGCCAGAAGGGAGCCAGUCUAGGCAAGGACCCAGCACCACCCCGUCUUCGCCCACGAGAACAGAUGAGUGUCCUAAUGAUGGCUGACAGAGAGAUGGUGGAUGCUGAGUUGUUGUCAUAUCGAGACAAUGUGGAGAAUGAGGCUUGCUUGCAACACAUGGAUGACUUACAGGUAAAUAUGAUGACCUUGGCAGAACACAUUAUUGAGGCAACACCUGACCGGAUCAAGCGAGAGAAUUUUGUGCCCUUGGAACCCACAGCAGCGGAGAGGACAGAUGCUGCAGCCAUUAGCAGCACAAUGAGCUGGCUGGCCAGUUACCUUGCUGAUGUCGAUCAUCUACCAAGUGCUGCACAGAUCAGAACUCUAUAUAAUGAGCCCCUGACCCCUUCUUCUAACACCAGCUUGAGCCCUGCAGGCUCACCAAACAGUGAAACGGCAUUUGAGAAACCAAGCCUUCCCUCAGCGGCAGACUGGUCUGAAUUCCUGAGUGCAUCCACCAGUGAAAAGGUAGAAAAUGAGUUUGCUCAGUUAACUCUGUCUGAUCAUGAACAGAGGGAACUCUAUGAAGCUGCCAAGCUUGUCCAGACAGCUUUCAGAAAAUAUAAGGGUCGUCCCUUACAGGAACAGCAGGAAGUUGCUGCUGCUGUCAUUCAACGUUGUUACAGAAAAUACAAACAGCUGACAUGGAUAGCCUUGAAGUAUGCACUUUAUAAAAAGAUGACACAGGCUGCCAUCCUUAUCCAGAGCAAAUUCCGAAGCUAUUACGAGCAGAAAAAAUUCCAGCAGAGCAGACGUGCUGCUGUGCUGAUCCAACAGUACUACCGGAGCUACAAGGAAUGUGGCAAAAGAAAGCAAAGUCGCCGAGCAGCUGCCAUUGUACAACAGAAGCUCAGGAGCAGUCUGCUAACCAAGAAGCAGGAUCAAGCUGCUCGCAAGAUAAUGAGGUUUCUACGCCGCUGUCGCCACAGAGUGAAAGAAAAGGCCAAGGAACUUGAAGACCCGCAGCAGCAGCAGCAGCAUCCCGCAGCAAUGUGACAUUGCUUUUCAGACUGUUUUCAUUUUCUGUUUUUAGCAGAGACAUGCAACAAUAACAAAACAAAACAAAACAAACAAAACCCACUGCAGUUUUCGGAAUCUCAACUGCAGGAUUUUAACAGUAAUGUUUUGGUCAUUGCAUUUGCACUUUCAUGGACAACUUUUAAUUUGUUCAGCAAGACAUCUUGGAACUCAAUCUUCUGUUGGAUCAUGGGAGAACAAGACACCAGGAGGAAUCUGUGAGAGGCUUCCUUCUCUCAGAAAGAAACGGUUAUCCUCAUCUAGGGCUGUAUUCAAACAUCGUGUGGAACUGGACAAAUAUUAUACCAAAAAUAUAGUUAAGAAAAGGUGGGAAUGCACGAGCAACAGAGAAAAUGCUAUUCCUGCACCUGUCAAUCAUUUCCAAGAAGCUGAAUCUUUGGGAUUCUCGGUGGAGGGCUUAGAUCGUACAAAUCUUUAUUGGGUCCGUGUGUUCUCAUUUCCUUUGCUCUUCUGUCUAGUUUUUUUUUUUUUAUCUCUCUACAGCACACUUAAUGCAACUUUUUAAAUCUGCAGGUUUUUAAUGUCUUGUGGAAAUUUGCAGAGGGGUGGAUGUGUGAAGCAAACGGGUAAUGCAUGGGAAAUAAGGAAGUACAGUUUAAGGAAAGUCUGAAAGUUUCUUUCGUGUGUGUGGUUUUUUCCUAAACCUGCAAAGUAUAUCAGUCAUCACGUCCUUUUUCUCAUGUCCAGCACUUUAUUUUUUGCCUUACUUUCAUGGGAGAUGAAAGUUAUGUAGAAUAAUUAGUAAAGCAUGUAGCUUUUUUUUUUAGUAACCUUGGAAAUUCUUAGUCAUUCUAAGGAACCAUAAACAUUGCCUGGACAUUAUGCCACUUAAGAGAUCAGUGUGGUGCUGCGUUCUGGCCAGUAAAUUCCAUAUUUUGGCGAUAUUUCAUCAAAACUGAGCAGUUUCUGUAUAUAUAGAAAGUAGAAAUGGAAAAUGAGAAAUACUAUUUGAAAGGGAUUAUAUUGAUUAAUUACUAAAUAUUUUAUUCACAAAGGGUCAAUAACAUGGCAAGAUAAAAUUAUUAUUUGUAUAGUUUUGUCUGAAUGAGCGAGAAAAGUGUGGAUGUAUUGUUUGUACAUAUUGUAUAUAUUAAAACAAAGAGAUAUGUGCAUGAAUUCAAGAAAAAAAGAAAUGAAAAAAAGCAAAGCAUUAGUGGCUAUGGUCUGUAAAAUGAAACAAAAACUUUAUUUCACUAUAAGAGUACUUUAUUUUAAAUGUUCUUUAGAAGAACAUUUUGCUAAAGCAUGACUAAACUGCAAAAAAAAAAGAGCUACUGUAUUUAGACUUAGGAAAAAAGGCAGAGUAACAUUACUAAAAAAAAAAAAAAGGAUAUGUUUACAUUUAAUUUUGGCUACCAGGAGUUUAUUUAAUUUUAUUUUAACUUUUUUUGCCAAUGGUGCCAAGUAAUGUGAAUGCUAAUAUUGCUUAAGAAAAUUAAGUUAAUUUUGCAAAGCAGAUAAUCAUAAGAAAAACCAGUAUAUAGCUUAACACCAUCCACUCACUCCAAUAAAGAACACUUAGAAUGAACAUAAACUGAAAAAAAAAAAAAGAAAUAGUCUGAAAGUAGAAAAAUAUGUUUCACAUUUUCAUAUCUCCUGCUGGAAGUCAGAAAAUGUAAUAAAAAUUGCACAAAAAAAAUUAAAAACUAAAAAUUAAAAUGAUGCAAACUGGUCUUGUAGGGGUGUCAUGGUAUAUUACUAUUUCCACAUAAUGAGGAGCCAAAGAAAUCAGAUACUUUAAAAAAAAUAGAAUCUACUAAUGUUAAAUUAAGAGAGGGUAAGUUAGUAUUUGCUGAUACCAGUUUAAAAUUUCCAAGCUAAGUCAGAAGAUCAGUUGGUGUAAAGUUUAUGACAAUUAGUUUUGUUUUUACUUGAUUUUGGCCAUCAACUGUAAGUGAAAAUGCAAGGCUUGUUGUGAAGCCUAAAAAUAUUCACAAACAAGAAGCUUUUAAACUGGUGUCUUUGGAAGGAAGGUAUAUACAGAAGGACUGGGGUAAAAACUGGGGUCAGUGCUCUUGGUGCCUUUUCUAUAAUUGUACUUGUUUUUUAAUUACUUCCUUUCACUGCCAACCUUGAAUUACUGUACAGUAUAUGUCUUACUGCUCGUGAUCAGCUCUGACAACAGUGACAGUCCCACAAUGAACAGCCACCUGUACAUUUGUAAACUGACCUGACUCAAUUUUUUUUAAGUGUGUGGCUCAUGCUGCAGCUGUUGCAGUCCCAAAAUAUCUAUUAUUUUACAAAAUUGGGCCUGUAGGAGAACACUGAGUAUUAUACACUCAUACACACAUAUACAUAAUUGCACACACAAAUGGGAAUAGAAUGUGAAGGCCAGAUCUUUAGAAAUGUCCUGUAUUAAAACUGAAUUUAGACAUGUUUAUUCCAUUUGUUAUAAUGAAAAGAAUGGAUCUUUUUAACAAGAGUAAUGACCUCAGUGGAUUUGUUUUAACCCUCACAUUUCUACAAAAAAAAAGUUUCACAUACAUUUAUUAGAUGGGCAAGAUAGAAGACUCAGUAAGAUAUAGAAAUACUUAAUGUUACUCUUCCAACUCAGAGGGUCUUUAUGGAGGGAAGAGAAAGUAGGUGUAAUGCCUACUGCAUAACCCACCAUUGACCACUGAGUUAGUUAAAAAUGCACUUCCACUGAAAUAAUGCAUUUCUGAUCGCCCUUUUCUUGGUUGUGGAUCAUAGUUUUGAGUAUAAGAUGAUAGGUAAGCGCAGCUUUCUUGGAUAAUCUGAAUUCCCAAGUGCCAGGAGUAGGAUUUCAUUAUAAAAAUUAAUAGCUAAUAUUAUUCUGUCUCCUGAAAAUUUAAUUGCUAUUAUUACACAUUUGAAAUCAGCUGUACUGUGUGAACGAAAUAAAGACUAUAACAUGAACCCCCUCUAUGGUUGCACGGUCGCUUAUGGCAGUUCCACACAGUAGUUGGCGCCCAACGGGGGGUCCCCAAGACUUGCAUGUAAAACUAGUCUAGAUGUCUCCUUUUUGUAAGUUUUAUUUUUGUAAUUGUGCAUGUAAAGCAUCACUGAAUCAAUGGAUCUGUUGAAGAACUCAGCUGCUGGAACCAUGCAAAAUGUUUUGAAUUGCCCUUAAAAUAUGGAAAAUGUUUUCUGAAUGCUUUAUAUUCUUUCUGCUGUAAAUUAAAAAUGAAGAAAAUUUCCCCAUA
Molecule: messenger RNA, 6487 nt
Organism: Trichosurus vulpecula (common brushtail)
Lineage: Eukaryota; Metazoa; Chordata; Mammalia; Diprotodontia; Phalangeridae
Gene: CAMTA1
Product: calmodulin binding transcription activator 1
Exons: 13
Coding region: 1164-3281 (705 amino acids)
Biological process (GO): regulation of transcription by RNA polymerase II
Cellular component (GO): nucleus
Molecular function (GO): double-stranded DNA binding; protein binding; transcription coregulator activity
Source: RefSeq, a predicted model, not a curated record